Molecule: messenger RNA, 3161 nt
Organism: Anoplopoma fimbria (sablefish)
Lineage: Eukaryota; Metazoa; Chordata; Actinopteri; Perciformes; Anoplopomatidae
Exons: 19
Coding region: 55-3132 (1025 amino acids)
Biological process (GO): neutrophil migration
Cellular component (GO): cell surface; apical plasma membrane
Molecular function (GO): calcium ion binding; protein binding
Source: RefSeq, a predicted model, not a curated record
AGUCUGACGAGCUCUCCUUAAUAAACCCAACAAGCUUUACUUAGCUGGAUUACAAUGACAAUGACCUCCCUACAGUUGUCGGUCAUCAUUUUCAUCCUGGUGCCUCACACUAUAUCGUUUGGACGAUGCGACGAUAUUUCCUUCUCACUCUGCUGGAUGAGUAAGGGCAAUGCUCUGGAAAGGCAGAAUGGAAACCUAUGGCUCAACGAAACAGAACUCAAAUCCAUCAGGAGGGUGGGUAAAGUUACCUCCCUGACGGUGUCCACAGUUGUAGAAAGCAAGUUAACCCUUCAAUAUGCAGGUUCUGUUCAGGCCUGGACUUUUAGAAUCUCCCCGCGUACUAAGUACACUAAAAUCAGAGGCAAGCAGAAACCCGAAGAGCAACCAACAAGUGCCACUAAGGGCUUCCUGGACUCGAUGAGUCCCACUGAUGUGUUUGCAUGUGAAAAUGGAACAUUAUUCUUCCACCAGGAUGAGAACUUCUUCCUAGCAAUUGGCCACACUAUGCGUCUCCCAGUCAAGCUGGAGUCCAGGACUACUUCCAUGUUGCUGGUCUCCUGGGUGGAGAACCGGCCAGCAGUCAGCAGCAGCAGCCACACCGUAACCCUGUACUACACUGAACUGGGCUUCUUUAACACUCUGAGCAUGGACACCACCACCAACAACCACUACCGCUACACAGCUCUGGAUGCCUGCACCACCUAUGUGCCCUGUGUGGAGGCUGCAGGAACUCGCUCCUUGACCUGCCUCUCUACUAUUACUGACCCAGACCUUCCCAAGGACUUUGGGGUGACGUCAUGGAACAGCAGCACCAUAUCCUUAGCCUGGAACUGCCCCAAGAAGUUCUCCUUCUUCCUCCUCACCGCCUUCUACCUCAAUGGUGCGGACCACGUCACAGAGGAGGUGCUCUUUUUGCCAAAGGAUGACAAGUUCUCGUUCGUCUUGUCUGACUUGGAGCCCUGCACCAGGGUUAAGUUUGGCCUGCAGACUGCUUGCCAGACAGGGAUGGAGUCCCGCUACAGCAAGAUGGUCCACCACGAUGGAAACUCUGCUCACUCCCGCAUCGAGGCCUUGCGUCAGACAUCGUUCGGCCCCGACAACUACACCCUGAGCUGGGAGGUGAGGAACACCUCGUCCAUCUCCAUGUUCAGAGUCUACCACGAGGGGGCGCUGCAGGGCACCACGCUCAUCACCAGCAUCACCGUGGGGGGGCUGCUGCUGCCAUGCCAACAGUACCAAGCCAAGGUGGAGGCACUGUGUGGCGACGACGUGCUCAUGAGUGCCAAGACGGUCACAGCACACACAGGACCUCAUGGUGUGUCUGAGCUCAGAUAUCGCUCCAACGACUCCACUGCCCUGUGGACGCAACGCACCAUGCAGCAGCCGGCUGUGGCCUUUUUAUAUGAGCUGUCUCUGGAGAACGGCACCACCAUCCUGAGCAGCCGCAUGACUGACCCAGAGCUGCGUUUACCGGGCCUGGAGGAAGGAAAGACCUACGUCCUGGACGUGUGGGAGGAAUGUGGUGGACAGUGGGAGUCGGAACAUUCCCUCCUGUGGUUUGAAGGAGCUAACACCGCCCUGCAGCUCCAUCUGAGGGCUUCUGGUCGUGGUCUGGACAAAGAGCUGCAGUUCGAUUUCUCCCUUCUGGGUCUCACAAUGGUUGUGCCCUGGUCCCUGCAUAAAGAUCUACAGGAUGAUGCGUCAGAACCAAGAGCUAAAAUGGGGGAAAUUUACAAAGAUAAGCUGCAGGAGCUUUUGAAAGACUUCAAUAAGCCAGCCCGCGUUGAGCUGGCCACCCUUGAGCCUGCAGACGAGCCAGAUAAAACAGAGGUUCUGUUUAUGUCUUUUGAUGCAUCCAAAACUGAAGAAGUGCCCCUGCCUGUUGAAGAUCAGCUGGAUUACAUUCAGUCCCUGAAGUCUGAGAACAUCACAGUCAAAGCUGGGGUCAUUUACUGGGACGGUCCAGAUCUGUGUGCUUCCUCCAACCAGGCUUUGUGUCCUCCUAACUCUCUGUGCAUCAAUACUCUUGGCGCCUACACCUGUGUGUGCCAACAUGGCUACUACGACGUGAGCUCCGUCAUGGAGCCUCCUGCAGCUUCACAUCCAGUCUGCAAUGAAAAAGGCCUUUUCAGCCAGUGUCUGGAUAAACUGGUGACUGGUGGAAUAGCUAAACCCUACCUGACCUCUUACAUCGGGGGAGAGGUCGACGUGAGGCUGAACGACGGGCGGUGCACUGUGGAUGACAGUGAGAUGUUCUACUACUUCCGCACCUCCCGGAAAGCAUCCAAAUGUGGAAUUCAGAGGCGGGUAAACAACACCCACAUCGACUUCCAAAACACUCUGACUGUGACCUUGACCAGAGAGCACACCAUCAGCAGGCGGGAUCUAAAAGUCGUCUGGAAGUGUGUCUACCCACGAUAUUAUGUUCGUAACGCUCAAGUCGGUGUGGACAUGGAGUGGCUCUCCUCCGUCUCCCAGGUGGAGUUUAACUCUUCACUGCAGCUGGACCUGACCAUGACCCUUUACACCGAUGAGUCCUUCACCUCCAGCCACAGGGAUGCCAUAACCAUGGGGCUUGAGGACACCCUGUUCUUCGAGGUGGCCCUGCAGACCAACAACUCUUUUGCCUCAGACGUGCUCCUGCAGGUGGACUCAUGCUGGGCCACUGAGAGCUCCGACCCACAGGACGUAGUCCAGGGUGUUUUUCUUCAGGACGGCUGUGCCGUCGACAACACGUUCCACUCACUCUCUGUUAACGGCCGGGGACAGACGAGCAGAUUUUCCAUUCAGAUGUUCACCAUGCCCAAAGGGCUGCCCCUCUACAUUCACUGCCAGGCCAACAUAUGUGGACAUGACGAGGACUGUUUAAAGAAUUGCACCAGCCAGCCGCGCCCCAAGAGGUCAGUGAGUCGGAUGGGCAGAGAGGGGAAACGAGCCGCUGUUGUGUCUGCUGGACCUCUGGUGGUCAUCAACAGGAGGGGGACGUCCGGCGUCCCACCGUCUGACUGGGCAGAGCACAUGACCAUGAUCUCCAUUGUGGCCGGAUCAAUAGGCUUUUUGGGAGUAACCGUACUCUCAGUGAGCGCAACCAAAGCAAUCAUGACUUAUUAUGAGCGUCUACGGCUGCAAUAAAGUGUUUGGAACAGUAUCUGUGAGUGUGU